GUAUAAAAGGUGAAAGUGGGGGAAAAGUGAUGAUCUGAGCUCAUUUGGGGAGUUUUCCAAACCCACAUCCAGUCACACGCUCUUCAGAGAGGACGCUGAUAUCGACGAUGGCCGAUCACGACCUGGUUCUGAAAUGCUGGGGGGGCGUAGAGGCCGACUUCGAGGGUCACGGAGGAGAAGUUCUGACCCGUUUGUUUAAGGAGCAUCCGGAGACUCUGAAGCUGUUCCCGAAGUUUGUGGGCAUCGCUCAGUCUGAUCUGGUGGGAAACGCGGCGGUGGCGGCCCACGGCGCGACCGUGCUGAAGAAGCUGGGCGAGCUGCUGAAGGCCAGAGGAGAUCACGCCGCCCUCCUCAAACCGCUGGCCACCACACACGCCAACACGCACAAGGUCGCCCUCAACAACUUCAGGCUGAUCACGGAGGUGCUGGUGAAGGUGAUGGCGGAGAAGGCGGGUCUGGAUGCGGCUGGACAGAGCGCACUCAGGAGAGUCAUGGAGGCCGUCAUCGGAGACAUCGACGCUUACUACAAGGAGAUCGGAUUCGCCGGUUAAACGACACGCUGAGCGUCACGAACUCAGCGGCAUCACAGAAACAACGCUUGUCUUGCUCAUGCAUUAGUCAAUAGAAAUUACUGUGCAGCUAAUACGAUUAAAAACUAUCCGCAGAGAACAAAUCAUGUCUAAAACCCAAAUAAACAUGCAACUGUUAGUCAGGACAAGCGCCGUGUUUCGUUUUGAUUUUGACGGGAAUGAAAACAAGGCUGGAACUGAAGUAAUUACAGCGCGUUCACUGGACUGUACUGUUGACAACAUACUGAUUGUUCAGCUGACGAAACUCAAUACAACUUUCUCUAGACACAAACU
This is a messenger RNA of Sinocyclocheilus anshuiensis, 863 nucleotides long. RefSeq names its product myoglobin (gene mb). Gene Ontology annotation, biological process: oxygen transport. NCBI's taxonomy places the organism in Eukaryota, Metazoa, Chordata, Actinopteri, Cypriniformes, Cyprinidae. Gene Ontology annotation, molecular function: oxygen binding; heme binding. The transcript has 4 exons. Gene Ontology annotation, cellular component: extracellular exosome. Bases 108 to 551 code for a protein of 147 amino acids. The record is from RefSeq and is a predicted model, not a curated record.